UCUCACAAACAAACGAGAAACAAAAUCGAUAUACAGAUCAUCUUUUCCUUUUUCGACUCUUAAAUCCCUAUCAAUCAAAAUCAUUUAUCACAACCAUUACGGCAAUAACCGGUUAUUCAGAAUUUCAGAUGAUCAGAAAACGGAAGGAACGUCGCUCUCUCUCUCUGUCUCUCUUCAAGACUUUGGAGCAGACCAUGGGAGGAGGAGGCGGAGCGGCUGAAGCCGACCACAAUAGUUCUUCUGCAGCUGCUGCUGGCGGCGCCGCCACCACCGGUGUUCAGAUCCAGCCUAGUCGGAGGUUGCCGGAUUUCUUACAGAGUGUGAAUCUGAAGUAUGUUAAGUUGGGUUACCAUUAUUUGAUUACUCAUCUCCUAACUCUAUGCCUCAUCCCUCUCAUGGUCGUGAUCGUGAUCGAGGCCGCUCAGAUGGACCCAGAGGAUGUCCGUCACCUCUGGCUUCAUCUUCAGUACAACCUCGUCAGCGUCAUCAUCUGCUCUGCCUUCCUUGUCUCUGGUACCACCGUCUAUAUCGUGACUCGCCCUCGCCCUGUUUACCUCGUCGAUUACUCCUGCUACCGCCCUCCUUCUCGGCUCCAGGCCCGGUUCCAGGAGUUCAUGGAGCAUUCUAGACUCACAGGAGACUUCGACGAGUCGUCCCUUGAGUUCCAGCGCAAGAUCCUCGAGCGUUCCGGCCUCGGUGAGGAGACCUAUGUCCCCGAGGCUAUGCAUUACGUCCCUCCUCGACCUUCCAUGGCUGCUGCUCGUGAAGAGGCAGAGCAGGUCAUGUUUGGUGCUCUUGAUAAUCUCUUUCUCAACACCUCUAUUAAGCCCAAGGAUAUUGGGAUUCUCGUCGUGAAUUGCAGCCUCUUCAAUCCGACGCCUUCGCUUUCCGCCAUGAUCGUCAACAAGUACAAGUUGAGGGGGAACAUCCGAAGCUUUAAUUUGGGCGGGAUGGGUUGCAGUGCUGGAGUCAUUGCCGUUGACCUUGCUAAAGAUAUGCUCCAAGUGCAUCGGAAUACUUAUGCUGUCGUCGUGAGCACAGAGAACAUCACCCAGAACUGGUAUUUUGGGAACAAGAAGUCGAUGUUGAUACCCAACUGCCUGUUUCGGGUUGGUUGCUCCGCUGUUCUGCUCUCGAACAAGUCCGCCGAUAGGAGAAGGGCCAAGUACAAGCUUGUUCAUAUUGUAAGGACUCACAAAGGGGCCGACGACAAGGCAUUCCGAUGCGUUUAUCAGGAGCAGGAUGAUGCAGGUAAAGUCGGGGUUUCUCUGUCCAAGGAUCUAAUGGCCAUCGCUGGAGGGGCCCUUAAGACCAACAUCACCACCCUGGGUCCGCUGGUCCUCCCAAUUAGUGAGCAGCUUCUCUUCUUCGCUACUCUGGUUGCCAAGAAACUGUUCAAUGCUAAAGUCAAGCCUUACAUCCCUGAUUUUAAGCUUGCUUUCAAUCAUUUCUGCAUACACGCUGGUGGAAGGGCUGUGAUUGAUGAGCUGGAGAAGAACUUGCAACUGCUGCCCAUACAUGUUGAGGCUUCUCGGAUGACUCUCCACCGAUUCGGGAACACGUCCUCCAGCUCUAUAUGGUAUGAAUUGGCCUAUAUCGAAGCCAAGGGGAGGAUGCGAAAGGGUCAGCGUGUCUGGCAGAUUGCUUUUGGGAGUGGUUUCAAGUGUAACAGUGCAGUAUGGGAAGCCCUCCGCAGUGUCAAGCCAUCUCCCAAGAGCCCCUGGGAGGAUUGCAUUGAUAAGUAUCCAGUGAACACAGUUGCAUAGAUCAACCACAGCUUGAUUACAGACUCUUCAUUCAGAAAUCAGGACGAUAGUUUCAGAUACAUUAGAUUUUGUCUCACUAUUUUAUUCAUGAGGCCUUCUGUCUUUUAUUUGACCAUGAAAGUCAUAAUGUUACUUUCUCUGUUGUUUUAGUUUAUUCUGUCUGUCUCGAGCACUGUGAUUGAUUCUUGAACUUCUGUCUUGUACUAUAAUGCUUUGGGAUUUUUUCAAGCUGAACCCUUGUAUUAGUGUUAAUCUGAAGAUUCAAUCCUUUGUGGCA
Macadamia integrifolia is the source of this 2043-nucleotide messenger RNA. Its product is annotated as 3-ketoacyl-CoA synthase 4-like. The coding region runs from base 129 to 1766 and encodes 545 amino acids. The transcript is spliced from 2 exons. NCBI's taxonomy places the organism in Eukaryota, Viridiplantae, Streptophyta, Magnoliopsida, Proteales, Proteaceae. The record is from RefSeq and is a predicted model, not a curated record. Gene Ontology annotation, biological process: fatty acid biosynthetic process. Gene Ontology annotation, cellular component: membrane. Gene Ontology annotation, molecular function: acyltransferase activity, transferring groups other than amino-acyl groups.